GUGGGCGUCAGGAGCUCGCGGCUCUUGUCACUUCAAGUCGUGCCAGCGGCGAGGCCUCCUCGCUUCGGCGGCGUCCCCCGGCGCAAUCUCGACAGCACAAACGACCAUCGGAGUGUCGACUGUUACCCACCGACAUUGCAUCUGGCUCCUGUCGCUCUCUCUCUCUGUCUGUCUCUCUAUGUUCGUCUCGAACUGUUCCUCUGUCUCCUGGUGGUAACCGGCGCGUUUAAAAUUCGGAUUAUGCGUGCGCGUUCGUGUGGGAAGUUCCUGCCAGGCGCUUCCAAGACCGAGAAGAAGUUGAAUGAAAAGUGAUUAAUUAUGUAGUGUCCAGCCUCGCCGAGGGGGGCCCCUUUAAGAUAUGCGUUUCUAUUUUCGGAGCUUCAUUAUAUCAGGUGCAUAUACCAUGCGCAGGGUGUAGUUGUAAUCUGUGUAAGGGCUGAAAAUGAAUGUGAUGCGUCAUAUCACAGUCUACAUACAAUAAUAGCAACAACAAGCACCAUCAGCAUUCAAAAGUGCUCUUACGACCGAGAUUGUCGCAUCAAAGCGUGCUGCGCAAAGGCAGUGGCUUCUCCCGAGGAGUAAGGCGGACGAGAAGGGGGAGAGGAAGGAGGAGACCACCAUCCUGGAAACUUCACAGGGAUGAAUGCUCAAAGCUGCAUUGUUACUACAGUGCAGCGGUCUCCGCCUGCACUCUGAAAACGCUGACUGCGAGAAAAGCCCUCCGCUCACAUGAAGAGAGAAAAGCGAGAUCGGGGGUGGGAGCCCUCGCGCGGCGGUCCGUGCGUCCCGUAGCACUCCACCCUCAUCACGUCAGCGAGACGCAUGCUCUGCGUAACCCAGCAGCAGCAGCGGCGGCGGCGGGAGCUUAGAGACACAGAGGCAGUGGUCAUCCGCGCCGCCCUUUGCAGACAUUGACACGCCGUUAGCAAAGCCCUCACCCCCAUUACGUGGGACAGACGGCAUCGCCAGAUCGCCACAGCAAGGAGAGAGACGCCCACGCGCUGUGUGCUCGACGGGAAUGACGGACGGGACGUUGCGCAAAUCGCGCAAAAUUGUCCGCACAAAUCUCCAGAAUUCACGGGCCUGAGAGCGCCUGCUCCGGGUUUCGGGGUGCACGCCGUGGGAUGAGGACGCCGACUGACCCGCAGUGAGAGCGCAACUCAGCGCCCUCUCUUUGGCUCCCGACGCCAGCCGAAGAUCCUUUCAUCACUCCCUGCAUCCGUCACCUACGUCCAUCCAUCUCAACACCCAUUCAUCACCUCUGUCUAUCUGUCCGCCUCUGCCAUUCUUCCAUCCAUCUGUCCAUCGCCUCCGUCCACCUAUCCAUUAAUCCCUCUCGUCAGUCACGUCCAUCCAUUUAACCAUCGCUCUCUCCCUCCGUCUCCCCACCGCAACCAUCUCUCCCUCGCUAGCCAUCUCCUGUGGCUGCUGGCUCCGCCGUGGCCGGUCGCCUACCCCCCAUCUCUCUCUCUCUCUCGCUGUGGCCAUGUACCGCGUGGCCCUGACGGCGCUCCGCCUGCUGCAGGCGAGACGAGCCCGGCCCGCGACCGCGUGGCGCGCCGCCGCUCUGCUCGCUCUGCUGCUGCUCGCCGCGCUCGUGCUGCGCGCCGACGUCUCGCGCCGCUCUCCGCGCCUCCUCCUGCCCCUCCCCGUCGCCACGCCGUCGGGCGGAGGGUCCGAGCUGCUCCAGGUGCAGCCCGAAGACCUGCCGGGGAACGGGGACCUCGAGGGCGCCGCGGACGACGCGGAGGGCAAUCCCGGGGCUCCAGCGCGCGUGGGAGCCGUGCCGCGCCUGCAGAUUAGGGCCCCCGCCAAGAAGCAGGCGAACGAAGCGAGGAGCUCUCAGCCCUGCAGCCGCUCUGACCACUACGGCCCCGACGAGCUGAAGCCUCACCUGGGGAGGCCCUCGCAGGACCCGCUGGCGCCCGGCGCCCGCGGGGCCGCGGUCCGUCUCGGGGCACUGUCGCCCGACGAGCUGGACGAGAAGGAGCGAGGCUUUGCCAAGCACUGCUUCAACGUGUUCGUCAGCGACCGCAUCUCCCUCCACAGGGACCUGGGGCCCGACACGCGUCCGCCCGAGUGCGUGCAGCAGAGAUUCCCGCGGUCGCCGCCGCUGCCCACGACGAGCGUGAUCGUGGUGUUCCACAACGAGGCGUGGAGCACGCUGCUGCGGACCGUGUACAGCGUGCUCCACACGGCUCCCGCACUGCUGCUCGUCGAACUGCUGCUGGUGGACGAUGCCAGCACGGAAGAUCACCUGGGCGCGCGUCUGGAGGAACACGUCUCUCACCUGGGCGGCCUGGUGCGCGUGCUGCGCCAGCGUCCGCGCCGCGGCUUAACGGCCGCGCGGCUGCUGGGCUCCCGUGAGGCUCGCGGAGACGUCCUCACCUUCCUGGAUGCGCACUGCGAGUGUUUCUCCGGCUGGCUGGAGGCCCUGCUGGCGCGUGUGGCCGAGGACCCGCGGCGCGUCGUCAGCCCCGAGAUCGUCACCAUCGACCUGGACUCGUUCGAGGUGUCGCGCCCGGCCCCGCGCGGCCACGAGCCCAGCCGCGGCAACUUCGACUGGACGCUCACGUUCGGCUGGGAGGCCCUCCCGGAGAGCGAGCGCCGGCGGCGGAAGGACGCCACGGAGCCCAUCAAGACUCCGACCUUCGCGGGGGGUCUCUUUUCAAUCUCCAAAGAGUAUUUUGAGUACCUGGGCACCUAUGACAAUCAGAUGGAAAUCUGGGGAGGCGAGAACAUUGAAAUGUCAUUCCGGGUGUGGCAGUGCGGCGGGCAGCUGGAGAUCGUGCCGUGCUCCGUGGUGGGCCACGUGUUCCGCACCAAGAGCCCACACUCAUUCCCGGCCGGCGCCUCCAUCAUCACGCGCAACCUGGUGCGCGCCGCCGAGGUGUGGAUGGACGAGUACCGGCACAUCUUCUACCGGCGCAACCGCGAGGCGGCGCGCAUAGCCAGCCAGGGGGAGUUUGGAGACAUCUCGGAGCGACUGCGCCUGCGAGAGCGUCUGCAGUGCAGGAACUUCACGUGGUACCUGAACUCCGUCUACCCCGAAGCCUUCAUCCCCGAUCUCAACCCGGAGGCGUUUGGAGCGCUGCUGAACCGAGGGAGAGGCCAGUGCUUGGACACUGGCGGUGAGAGCUCCCAGGGCAAGCCACUCAUCCUCUACACCUGCCACGGGAUGGGCGGAAACCAGUACUUCGAGUACACGUGGCAGCGGGAGCUGCGGCACAGCGUGCAGAAGGAGCUGUGCGUGCACGCCACGCUCGAGGCCGUGUGCCUGGAGGAGUGCCGAUACCGUGGACACAACAGCUCGACGCCGGGCGAGCAGCUGUGGCAGCUGCGGCAGAACAAACUCAUCUACAACCCGCUGACGGACCUGUGUCUGACAGCACGUGGGGAGCACCCGUCGCUGGUGCCGUGCAACCCCCAUGACGCUCUUCAGCGGUGGGUCUUGCAGUAGUGGGAGAAACAGGGCCGCCUCUACAAAACCUUACAUCUUCCCAUCUACCCGGGGCCUUCAGAGGAAGCGUGCUGGUGUUCAUCUUCUUGGUUCUUUCGGUAAAGUCACGUA
Molecule: messenger RNA, 3571 nt
Organism: Lethenteron reissneri (Far Eastern brook lamprey)
Lineage: Eukaryota; Metazoa; Chordata; Hyperoartia; Petromyzontiformes; Petromyzontidae
Product: polypeptide N-acetylgalactosaminyltransferase 3-like
Biological process (GO): protein O-linked glycosylation
Cellular component (GO): Golgi apparatus
Molecular function (GO): polypeptide N-acetylgalactosaminyltransferase activity
Source: RefSeq, a predicted model, not a curated record